Messenger RNA from Pangasianodon hypophthalmus (striped catfish), 2374 nucleotides. It is a transcript of the gene ifngr1l, whose product is annotated as growth differentiation factor 10b. Lineage: Eukaryota; Metazoa; Chordata; Actinopteri; Siluriformes; Pangasiidae. The coding region runs from base 225 to 1508 and encodes 427 amino acids. The transcript is spliced from 3 exons. Gene Ontology annotation, biological process: BMP signaling pathway; SMAD protein signal transduction. The record is from RefSeq and is a predicted model, not a curated record. Gene Ontology annotation, molecular function: growth factor activity; cytokine activity. Gene Ontology annotation, cellular component: extracellular region.
GCAUCAGGUUUUUUAGCCCUACGCCCUCCUUGGGCUCGUGCAGGGUGAGGAAACAAGUGCAUGAGGCACUUCAUGUGCGCGAGCCCGUAUGAACCAUCCCUCCUGGACUGCAGAAACAUCAGCACGCGACUGAACCGCUUAUUAGCCUGCCACCGCUUUCACGUUUCACUAUUUGAUCGGAUACUUGAGCUGAAGCUGUCAGCAUUACCGUGCAUGCAUUAAACAUGGCGCUUAUUUUCCUUUGCGCGCUGCAGAUUGCUUUGCUCUUUGACUGGGUGGAAGUAAAGCAGGCAGACUCGUUUCAACGGGAUGUGGAUGCACCGAGGGACAUGCUGCCUGUACAGAUGUUUAAACUGUACGAAAAACUGAACAAGGAGCCGCAAUCACACCGGGAAGAAAACACAGUCAGGAGCUUCCAGGCACUCCCGGUGUCCUCCCACAACAAGGUCCUCUUUCAUUUCAAUCUGACCUCCAUGCCUGAGUCAGAGGUGAUUCUAUCUGCAAGUCUACACUUCCUCAAGCAUCAUGGUCGGCUACGGCACUUGAGCUGCCGACGUUCCAGAGGGCCCUUGUGUCACAGCCAACAUCUGCAGCCUUCAACCCCAGUUAAGCUGGUUCUUCGAGGGAUGUCACGAAACACUACCUUCCCGGCCCAUUUGGGUAACAUCACAUUGUCCCCGCACAAGAAAGGGCACUGGCAGAUGUCUGACGUGUCCUCAAUUGUCCAAUGGGCUCGUGCUCGAAAUGAGCUCUUAAUUUCAGUGGAGUUUGACUUUGGAGAUAGGCACCAUUGGCAGCAGGAUCGCCUCACACCUCAGAUUUUGCCUUAUAUUCUCGUUUUUGCCAAUGACCUGGCCAUAAAUGAACCAAACAGCAUCGCCAUGAGCUUGCAGCGGUACAGCCCUGUGGGAGAAGAGAGAGGAAAUAGACCAUCCGUUGUCGCUCCAAGCUCCAGGAUCAGAAGAGAAGUAGAGCACUUACAGAAUUUCCUUCCCGACAUCCAGUAUGAUGAUCAGAAAAACAAGGAACUGUGGUACAACACUUAUUUUGCAUUAAAGCCCAAAACCUUGUCCAAGAGUCAAGGUGGGAGACAAGGUCCUCAAAUCAGAAAUGGAGGAAGUACGACUCAGGAGUUGAGCUUUGAUAAAAGGACCAUGAAAAAGGCUCGGCGUAAGCAGUGGAGUGAGCCUCGUGUGUGUGCAAGACGUUACCUGAGAGUGGAUUUUGCCGAUAUUGGCUGGAGCGAGUGGAUUCUGGCCCCGAAAGCAUUCGAUGCCUACUACUGUGCGGGAACAUGUGGAUUUCCCAUGCCCAAGGUGGUUCAUCCCUCUAAUCACGCCACCAUCCAAAGCAUUGUGAGGGCAGUGGGGAUUGUUCCUGGAGUUCCUGAGCCUUGCUGCAUUCCUGAGAAGAUGAGAGAACUGGCUGUGCUGUUUUUCGACACCAGCAGGAACAUGGUGCUGAAGCUCUACCCUAACAUGUCUGUGGAGACCUGCGCUUGUCGAUAAAGAUGAUCACCAUAGGCAUUAACUUUGGUAACGAGACUGUGGACAAACCUUCACAAGACUUCCUCAAGGCUUUGGGAAGGCAAGAUAUGUAUUAGCUGAUCAGAUGUAACCAUAUCAGACACACAGUUCAAUGGCAGAUUUUUAAAUGUCUACAUCUAAGACCUCAGAAACGCAAAACUACUAGAACAAUGCCGUGUGCAUUUACAGAAUGUUUUUAUUGGUUUGUAUACAGUUACUUAGUGUAAUAUGACAAAUUAUACAGAAUAUACCUUAAAGUCACAGUAGAAAUCUUCUGAAAUUACUUGUUCAAAAGAAUAUUUUCCUAAUUUAAUAACAGGCAGCAUUUUAACAUAUUUAAACAAUUACUGAAUAGGCUUUUAAAUAAUUUGUGUAAAGUAACAUUAUAACCCCCUAACCCUAUUAUUUUUAUAAGGAAAAGAAAUGGAACAGUGUUAAACCAAAAAUGUAAUUAAUGAAACAUUGUAUUUAAAAAAAAAUGCUUAUUUGGUUCAAAACAUAGCUGGGUAAACUUAUUAUACAUGGAUACAUAAUUGUUACACACAUUAAUCUCUGUGAGAUCUGCUUUAUAACAAUAAAUGCCUUCAGACAAGAGAAAUCCUGUACGCUGGAGUGGUGAAACACUGCUGCCACCUAGUGCCUUUUCAUUUAUAAUUCACAACACAAAAGAUGAACAAAUGUCUUUAAUUCAAUUUCUUUCAGAGGGGUCAUGCAUUAAUUUUGCUUUGUCUCUCUCAAAUAUAGAAAUAUGAACAAUAUAUUAUUAUAGAUUAAGUAAUUAUUUAGAUUUUCAGCCUCAGUAGAGAGUUUUCACCCUUUUACGUAAUGUAAUAUUUCAAGCAAAUUAG